CCGCUCUACCUCGAUACCCGCUAUUUUCAAAAUGGCGGCCUUGCUGAGUCAUCUGAAGGGUGGUAGCCUCCCCUUGUCUCUCACCCAACUUAAUACACAUUCCGUACUGCUUUAAUAACUAAGGGCUGUAUCAUGAAGCUUAGGAUUCGUUUCGGUAGUCGUAGAGAGUUGUUAGAUUUCCCAGGCUUAGAUGACGUGACGGCGCAAGAAGUUGAAGACUCCGUGUCAAAUUUGUUAUCGCUCCAAAAUGGCAACUACUUCCUCUCUCUCAAUGGGACCUCCCCCUUGACGGAGGAUAAGUAUUUGAAUCUAUCUGAACUGGGAAUUGUCAGUGGUGACUUGAUUCACGUGGUCAUGUGUCGUGGUGUAGAGUGUACUUCUGCAAGCCCUGCAGUACAGGUAGCCCAAGUCUCUGGGCCACAAGCAGUUGAUACAACAUCACCAUCAACUUCCACUGAUUCUGGAGCAAUGGAAAGAGAGGAUGAAAGGUGUUCUGGUAAAUCAACUGAUAAAAGAAUCCGAACUGAGAGCCAGCAAAGUCUUUCUGCCUUGUCAGCCCAGGAAGUAACUGUAAAACACAUAAAAAUAAGUGAUAAGAUUGACGAGUCCGAGGCUGGUAGCUCUGCACCAGAAGAGAGCUCUUCAGGAGGAUCAGGAUCAGGCUGUGCGGUAAACGUGAUGCAACCAAGAGUCUUGCGGCUACAAGAUGGGAUUUCCUAUUUAUUAGAAAAGACUUACAAUCAAGCUGAUGUUUCAACUCUUCAUGAGGCUGUUUGCGUUGCUGUACAUGUUUUGAUGUUAGAGACUUGCUUCAAUCCAGUUACUAAGAAGGUACAGGAUGAUGAAGGAUCCAAAUCAGAUAAAAGUGAGUUUAGAGACCAGCCUCUCUUCAUUGGGAGUGGAUGGAAGACAAAGCGAGGGAUGGAGUUCCAGUAUAUUCACCCAGCGUGCCCUGGGACUAGCUGCUAUAUAGUAUGCGCAUCUCUUGGGCCAUUUGUACUAGCACAUGGUGUGACUGAAGGAAGUGAAAUACACAAAUGCCAUAUUCCUGCAGCAGAAUAUGUUAGAGGGAAUGUGGAUCUCAAAAGAAAGGGUGCAGUAGAUGUUUUUCAUAAUCUGGCUCGCCUCUCAAGGAUGGUGAAAGAUCAUGUAGUCUAUCCUUUACUGUCUUCCAUGAGACAUGAACUAGAUCUUCCUGAGCUAUAUGGCUUUAUGGCAAUUCCUUCAGAAGUCAAGAUAAUGGUACUCAGUUUGCUGCCUGUAAGGAGUAUCCUAGCCAUGUCAAGCUUGUGUCGAGAGCUCAACUCCAUUACAAAUGAUAACACACUAUGGCAUCACCUUUGUUUCAGAGACUUUGGGACAUCUCACAGAAAUCAUGUUACAAACUGGAAAGUGGAAUACGUACGGAUUUAUAAAGAAAAGAGGGUUACAAGAAUUUACCCACCAUUAUAUAUGUCCCCUGAAUGGAUAACUGGGCGUAGCCCUGCGAGCAUGUUUCCUGAGGGUCCACCAGGAAUUAUUGGCGGUAGAAGUGAUGUCUACCCAAACCUGCCCUUUAUGCCUGGAGGAUUCCAUCAGCCUGGCCACGCCCCAGGCCCAGGGAUGCACCCUCGGUUUGACCCUUUUGGACCUGUCCCAGAAAUGGACCUUUUUCCAGGGCGACAUCCUCGCGGUCCAGGGAGAGGAAGGGGAAGAGGACCGUUUGGUGGGAACCCACCAGGUCCAUUCUUCUGAGCCAUCUCUUAGUUGUUUGAACUGUUUCUAAUUAGAUGCCUAAAGCUACUAAGUACUCAUCAAUUCACAGUGGGAAAUUGAUGUAUUGGAUGGCUGAUGUCUUCAGUCCUUGAAAGGUUCUUAGGUCAACAUACUUGCACUAAGAAAUAACGUGACUUUUUGAGUGGCAACUAACCCCAAAUUAUGGCCUCGGACGUCAUGCCAGAGAGAGACGAAAAAAUGAAUAUUUUAGCUGAUUCGUAAGUGCUCAAUAGGAUGCUAUUUUGUUGUUGUUAUUUUGCCUCCAGAAGCUGUAGCGUGCACGAGUUUCCCGCCCAAAAGUCACGUGAUCUCUAAGUGCAGGAAGAGUACUACAAAUGACGGUUCUUAUUCCUCUUUGUUGAGAAUUGGUUUUCUAAUAAACUUGUAAUGCCAAGAGA
This is a messenger RNA of Nematostella vectensis (starlet sea anemone), 2153 nucleotides long. RefSeq names its product F-box only protein 7. Gene Ontology annotation, molecular function: protein kinase binding. The transcript has 10 exons. The coding region runs from base 133 to 1734 and encodes 533 amino acids. NCBI's taxonomy places the organism in Eukaryota, Metazoa, Cnidaria, Anthozoa, Actiniaria, Edwardsiidae. Gene Ontology annotation, biological process: positive regulation of autophagy of mitochondrion; autophagy of mitochondrion. The record is from RefSeq and is a predicted model, not a curated record.